Molecule: messenger RNA, 2049 nt
Organism: Hyalella azteca
Lineage: Eukaryota; Metazoa; Arthropoda; Malacostraca; Amphipoda; Hyalellidae
Product: prostaglandin G/H synthase 2
Exons: 13
Coding region: 163-1965 (600 amino acids)
Biological process (GO): response to oxidative stress; cyclooxygenase pathway
Cellular component (GO): cytoplasm; neuron projection
Molecular function (GO): prostaglandin-endoperoxide synthase activity; heme binding; oxidoreductase activity, acting on single donors with incorporation of molecular oxygen, incorporation of two atoms of oxygen
Source: RefSeq, a predicted model, not a curated record
GACGUGAGUUGGUCGUUAUGUGGUCAGAGCUCUGAAUUCGUGUUAAUGUUAUUAGCAUUAGCUAGACGUAUCAUAUAAAUUAAUCAAAUUGAAUAGUUUCAUUGUUUGAAAUUAUUUUUGAAAGAACAUAUUUUGAAUCAACGGUUAUAGUGGUGAAGUUACAUGUACUUGCGAAGUAUGGAAUUGACGAAAGUGAGAAGGACCCACGUCCUAGUGGGUGCUCUAGCUACUCUGGUAUGGAUAAAUGUUGCCAAAGACUACAGAGACUAUCCUGUAAAAACAAACGUUGAUCACGAUCCUUGUUGUGAGUUUCCGUGCGAAAAUCAAGGCGUUUGCAUUAGCCUUAAGGAUAAGAGUUACAUUUGUGACUGUACAAACACCGAACAUUACGGCACAAACUGCAGCACUCCGACUUGGAUUGGCUGGGUGAGGAAAGGUUUGCAGCCUGACCCUGCGACGCUGCACGCGUGGCUCACCCAAGACCUGUGGGUGUGGAGGGUGGUUAAUGCUGUGCCCUUCUUAAGCGACUACGCCAUGAAGUACAUCUACCUUAGUCGAAGCGACCUCAUCGACUCGCCAGUUCGUUUCGAAAGCGAUCACUCGUACACGACACUCGAUGCUUACUUCAACGAGACGUACUACGCCAGGACUCUACCGCCAACACCACGACACUGUCCCACACCUAUGGGGGUGGUCGGACCAAAAGAGUAUCCCGACGUAGACGAGGUCAUACAAAAAGUGUUUCUGAGGAAGACGUUCAUACCAGGGCCGUUCAAGACUAACCUGCUGUUCCAGUACUACGCACAGCACUUCACCCACCAAUUCUUCCGCACCAACUACACCAAGGGACCUCAGUUCACUAAAGGCAAUGGUGGAGUGGAUGCGUCAAACAUUUACGGUCUCACGGAGUCCCACCGGAGGCACAUCAGACUUUUCAAGGACGGCAAGCUCAAGUAUCGGGAAGUGAAUGGGGAGCACUUUCCCCCUCUCCUGAAGGACGUCGAGGGCCUGGACAUGGAGUAUCCCCCAGGACUCCCCAUCCCUGAGGAGAGCAAGCACGCUCUGGGUCAUCCCUUCUACGCCCUACUCCCCGGGCUUUUCGCCUACUCGACGAUUUGGCUGCGAGAGCACAACCGUGUGUGCGACGUGCUGAAGGAGGAACAUCCGCACUGGGACGACGAGCGUCUCUACCACACCGCCAAGCUCAUCAUCACCGGUGAGAUCAUCAAGAUCACAGUUGAGAAUUACGUGCAGCACUUAAGUCAGUACAAAGUGAACGUGAAGUUCAGGCCGCAUGUGGUUCACAACACUCGCUUCCAGUUUCACAAUCGCAUCAACGUUGAGUUCGAUCACCUGUAUCACUGGCAUCAACUUGUUCCUGAUGGCAUCACGAUUAACGACACUUAUUAUGACUUGAUGGAUAUGGCAUUCUCAGUGAAGCCGAUCUUCACUCACGGUCUCGACACCUUCAUCCAAGCUCUCAACUCUAACCGCGCGGGCAAGAUGGGACCUCACAACCACGGCGUGGUGAACGUACCCGUGCUGAAGAGGAUGCUCCUGAACUCACGCGCGCUCCGCUUCCAAGGCAUCAACUCCUACAGGAAGCGCUUUAAGAUGAGUCCUUUCAAGUCCUUCGAAGAACUCACCGGAGAUCAGGAACUCGCUGAUGUGCUUCGUGGCCUGUACGGACACAUUGACGCCGUUGAGUUCUACGUCGGGCUGUUCACAGAGCACGACGGCCCGUCUGUGAUGAGCUUGACGGUGGUGAACAUGGGAGGGCCCUGGAGUGUGAAGGGACUUAUAGCGAACCCCAUCUGCAGUCCCCAGUACUGGAAGCCCUCAACCUUCGGGGGUGAAAAAGGCUUUGAAAUUGUCAACACAGCCUCCCUUGAGAAACUCUUCUGCAGGAACAUGAAGAGCAAGUGCCAAAAUAUCGAUUUUGUCGUCCCAGAUUCCAGCUUGUAGCUGGUAGAAAUAGUAGUUUUCGCUAGCUAUUCCACCCAAAAUAAAUAUUGUACAGUUAUUGCACCGGUUUUUAUUUAUUUAUUU